This is a messenger RNA of Lolium perenne, 937 nucleotides long. Lineage: Eukaryota; Viridiplantae; Streptophyta; Magnoliopsida; Poales; Poaceae. The record is from RefSeq and is a predicted model, not a curated record.
AGCAGGGCGGGAGUGGGGCGGGAGCGAGUAACGGCUAGCUGACGUGGCGCGACCUGAUUGGUCCACGUCAGCUAGCCGUUGCUGGUUCAAAAUUUCAGCUCCACCCCUAUAAAUACCCCCAUUUGUUUCACUCACACUCCACACCCAUCUCAUCUCCAUUCAUCACCUUCCGUCUCUCAACUUCUCCACCAUGUCCGGUUGGACUCCACCAGAUUGCACCACGUUCACGGAUCUGAUGCUAGACGGGUCACCAAUAGACCUCGAAGGUGUCUCUCCGACACAUCGUCGCACCAAUGUAGCUUCUUCGCCGAUUCCCCGAGUUUUAUGGUCCUCCGGCGCACCACCUCCGGGGCCAUAUGGCCCAUACGCUCCACCUCCGGCGCCUCCGGGGCCAUAUGGUUCAUUUCUUCCGCCUCCGUAUCCAUACCCCCAAGCACCUCAAAAUGCUCCACCUGUAGGUAGCGGGAGUGGCACUGUACCCCCGUACCCACCACCUUCGUACGGGGCAUACCCUCCACCUCCGUAUCCAUACGCGCCAUAUGGUCCGUACCCCCCACCACCUUCCGAAGCUCCAAGCUCCGAGUCCAAUGCCGCGGAAACAAUCGUACCACCGCGUGCAAAGAGGCUUGACUGGACUGUCCAGGAAGAGGAGAAACUGGUUAAUGCUUGGCUUUUUAACUCCAAGGACUCUGUUGCCGGUAAUUGCAAGACCGGCACUAGUUUUUGGGGUGGGAUAGCUGCAACCUUCAACGCUACCGCGGAUCCUUCCCGUCAUCGGACCUCGAAGCAGCUGAAGGAUCAUUGGAACGCCUACAACAAGGAGGUGUCCCUGUUCAAUGCAUACCACAUCCAAGAAACAAAUAUGCGUCAGAGUGGAGCAGACGAUGAUAUGGUCAUGAAGGCGGCAAUGGAGAGGUACGCCGCAGACAAGCAGUGA